Caenorhabditis briggsae is the source of this 1026-nucleotide messenger RNA. The transcript has a single exon. The record is from RefSeq and is a predicted model, not a curated record. Lineage: Eukaryota; Metazoa; Nematoda; Chromadorea; Rhabditida; Rhabditidae. The coding region runs from base 1 to 1026 and encodes 341 amino acids.
AUGUCAAUUGAUGAAAUGUUUGAUGAUUUGAGAGGAAUUAUUCUGGAGCUUAUUGAAUCUUUUGUACCAACAGAAACUCAUCGAAUUCAUAAUAUAAUUUAUUCCAAAGAAACCAAACAAUUACUAAAGAAGAAAUUAUUGAUUUGGAAGAAAGCAGGUAACUCGGACGAGUAUAAACAUGUUUCAGCACUAUUCAAAAGGUCACUCGUAAAAUCUGAAGAAGAAAGAAUCUAUAAACGUCUGAAUUCUGGAUCAAAAAAUUUUUUCGGAUUCAUGAAAUCGAAAUUUAAAGGAAACAGUGAUAUACCGGCAAUUCGAUAUAAAUCUAAUGAGAAUAUUAUCAUGAGUGAUGAAGGAAAAGCCGAAAUAUUUGGAGAUUGCUUCAGUGAAUUUUUCAACAUUGACAAAGAUAUCCUUCCUGCUACAGGGAAUCUAAUUUCUAAGUUCAGCUCAGAUGUCAUAUUCACGCCGGAGAAUAUCGAGUUAUUACUAUAUAAACUGAAAGGCCGAAAUAAUACUUCUCCGGAUAGUAUCCCGUCAAUAUUUUUGAAAAGAGCGUGUACUCCUCUUGCGAUUCCACUAUGCAUUAUAUUCACAGAAAGUUAUCGAGUUGGAAGAAUACCAAAAUCUUGGAAGGAGGCGAUUGUUAUGCCGCUCCAUAAGAAAGGCUCCCGCUCCGAUCCUUUAAAUUAUAGACCAAUCUCUUUAACAUCCAAUAUAUGCAAGAUUAUGGAGAAGUUGAUACGAAAACAUCUAGUCCAAUACUUAUCCGAAAAUAAUCUGUUAUCAGAAAAACAAUUCGGGUUCCUUAAUCAGAGAAGUACAAUUUCCCAACUGAUCGCCUACCAGAACAAGCUUGUUUUCAAUUCUUUAAAUGGGUUAGAUACCCAUAGCGUCUAUAUUGAUUUCCAGAGGGCCUUCGAUACAGUGCCGCUAAACAAAUUGAUUCAUAAGUUGGAAACCUUUGGGAUAUCUCCCAAACUAAGAAAUUGGCUCCAUUCAUUUGUCACGGACAGGAAAUUUUAA